Molecule: messenger RNA, 1275 nt
Organism: Striga hermonthica
Lineage: Eukaryota; Viridiplantae; Streptophyta; Magnoliopsida; Lamiales; Orobanchaceae
Source: the annotation of a GenBank genome assembly
AUGGUGCGGCAGCCACCGCCGCCUCGACUACCAAAGGCUACCAGCAAAGAAGAAGGGAGCGCUCAGGUUGCACCCUUCAAAUUCCUGCUUCCACGACGAGAUGACCAGAUUAUUGGUGGCCGGAGGUGUAGAAGGAAGAAGCCAACUUCAGACAUAGACUCUCUACCCGAUGAGUUGUUGAUGGAAGUUCUUGCUCACAUCCCAGGCCAAGAUAUUUAUGGGGCAAGGCUUGUUUGCCGCAAAUGGUACAAUAUCAUUCACACCCGUGAUUUCAUGCGCUUCUACUUACAGCACGCCACUUAUGGACUCCUAUUCAAAGAGAAUCAGCUAAAGGAUAUGGAUAAUCUGUAUGUCAUGAAUCCCACAACGGGCCAAGUCGUUCUUCUCCCUCCACGUGUCAAGCGUGUCCAAACUGGAUUUCAUGCAAUUGGGUAUGUACCGGCUUCCAUGGAGUAUAAAGCGGUUAUCUUUUGGCCUGAGAGUGCAAUAUACGAAAAGAGUUGGUGUUAUAUAUUAAACGUUGGAGUUGAUAAAUCAUGGAGGAAAGUUGAAUUUGAGUCGACAACGCCAUUGGGGUGGCAUCAGUUGAUGAUUUCUGAAGGUUUCAUGCAUUGGUCUCACUACACUGCCAACCAAGUCUUGACUCUGAAUCUGGAGACCGAAACUUUUACAGAGACCCCUGGCCCUAACCCUGUAACUCGAACUGGGAAUGUAAACAAUAUUUACCUGUCGACUGGAAGGUAUCUGUCGUUACUGCGUUGUUGUGGGUAUAAUUCGUGGGAGAUUUGGGAGAUGAGUCGACCGGAAAGGGGGGAAUGGAGAAAGAAGGCUGAUUUUUCAUUGGAAGCUCACAAGGGAAGAUUCGAACAAUUAGGUAUCCUACAUGAUAAGUUUUUAAUCCCAGUUGGUCUGGAUCUCGGUCUGGCCUCGACGAUCACCCCUCCAACCAACACUAGGAAGGAGAAGAGCCCGGUGAGAAGCGGCAGGCCCUCCAAGCCCGAAUUUCCCCAAAAAAGGGGAAAAUUACGGGACCACCACCCAAGACGGAAGGACCACCGGAGGCACGCCACAGCGGAAAGCACCGGGAAAUCAGCCACCUACGACCCCAUCCUAGCACCAGAAUCUACGGCGAACCUGUUCAGGGGACCGGAACCGACUUCUCCAGUGGAGAACAACCCUCCUACCGGCAGUCCUCCAAAAAAGGUCGCAGAAUCAGGGCCGCCUUCGCCGAGUAUAUUAGAGAGUGUCGCUGGGAGAGGCGGCGAUUUAGUCUAG